AUGGUAAUCCGUUCUCUCUGUCGUCGCGCGCUCGCCUCGUCAUUUGUUAUCCUCCUGUUGCUGGUUGUCCUCUCGCCGCAGCCUGGCCACGCAAAGAAAGAUGGCCCGACCAUCGCCUCCACCAAGUUCGAGCAUCCCCUCGAGGGCGUUUUCUACUUUGACGAUUCGGAUAUCAUCAUCGGACAUGACAGAGAAUUGAACACGGUGUGGCGCAGUGCCGACGCCGGCGAGACGUGGCAAGAAGUCAAUGACGAGGGCCAGUCGGGAAACGCUUGGGACCUGUAUCCUCAUCCUUACGACAACAAGCGUGCAUACAUCCUCGGAAUCUCGUCUGAGCAUUGGAUCACGACGGACCGAGGCGAGACGUGGAGAAAAUUCAGUAGUGCUGGUACCAGUCUUGCCUUGUUCCGCAACAGUCCAUUGAGCUUCCAUGGACGCGAUCCUUCAAAGGUCAUCUGGAACGGCGAGCGUUGUGCAGCGUUGUACUGCACCGAGAUCUCCCUGUACACAGACGAUGACUUCAAGACCAUCAACGAGAUGGGUCGUGAGACCAGAGGCUGUCAGUGGGCUGUGGGAACACCGGACUUCGCCCUGGAUGUUGCUGCCGAAGUUGAGGAUCGAGUGUUCUGCAUUGUACAGGGACUGUAUUCUCCCUGGCCUAAAGACAACCGGAUGCUGGUUUCUGACGAUUUCUUCGACGAGGAGGAGGUUGAGCCUGCGCUAGACGAAGGACGAGCGGUGACUGGCAUCAUUAGCAUGGCUUCUGUCAAGGGAAACUUGGUUGCAGCAGCAAAGUCCGAGGGCACGGAUGAGCUGGCUCUCUACGUGACGAAGGACGGAUCACAGUGGCAUCGAGCCGAGUUCGGCCAACAUCGGAUUAAUGAAGAUGCUUACACCAUCCUCGAAAGCACCAACUACAGCAUGCAAGUGGAUGUUCUGGGGUCCAGACCGUCCAACCCCAUGGGCUACCUAUUUACCUCGAACUCGAACGGGACCUAUUUCACGCGCAACAUCGAUCACACCAACCGAAAUAUCUACGGCCGUGUUGAUUUUGAGAAAGUCCAGAACAUUCAAGGCAUCGUCUUGGUCAACACGGUGGACAACUGGAAAGAGGUCGAAGCCUCAACCAUUGUUGACAAGAACAUCGUGUCGCAGAUCAGUUUUGAUGACGGUCGGACGUUUCAAGAUCUGAAGGUCGGUGACAAGAAGCUCCACCUUCAUUCGGUGACCGAUGCCCGGCAGGGAGGUAGGAUAUUCUCCAGCCCGGCCCCUGGUAUAGUCAUGGGAGUCGGCAACACUGGGAAAUACCUCAAACCUUACGAGGAGGGUGACCUCUUCGUCUCUGAUGACGCUGGCGUCACGUGGUACAAGGGGCUUGACGGGGCUCAUCUGUACGAGUUUGGUAACCAGGGUGCAGUUAUCGUUGCGAUUGACGACGAGGAAGCCACCAGUCACAUCCAGUAUUCAAUUGAUCAUGGCAAGACCUGGACCAAGGCCGACCUGGGCGAGAAGAUCCGCGCCAAGUUCUUGACGACGGUUCCUGAUUCCACUACAUUGAGGUUUCUUCUCAUGGGGUACCAUGGCACGGGGUCCAAGUCAGAAUGGAAGAUGUUCAAGAUCGACUUUGAGGGCCUUCAUGAACGAGCCUGUAAGAAGGGUGAUUUUGAACGGUGGCCGGCCCGUGUUGAUGCGGAUGGCAAACCCAGCUGCAUCAUGGGGAGGAAGCAGUUUUUCCGCCGACGCAAGGCUGACGCGGAGUGUUUCAUUGACGCCGAUUUCAAGGACCCCGAGCCUGAAUUCGAGCCUUGCGUCUGUACGAUUGCAGACUUUGAAUGUGACUACAACUUUGUUCGGGAUCCUGAAGACCGAACAAAGUGCAUUCCAGCUGCACCGAUCCCCAUACCAAAAGGGGAAUGCAAAGACAUUAAAGACACGUUCAAAGGACCUUCUGGAUGGCGAUUGAUUCCGGGCGACGAAUGCACUCGCAAGGGAGGGGAGGAACUCGACAAGGAAAUCGACAGACCUUGUUCGGAUUCGGCCAAGAAGCCUGCGUCCGGUGAGAUCGCUGUUGAGAAGACCAAUUUCGACGCCGACCGCUUUUCUGAGUGGUAUUACUUGGAAAGAAGCGACACAUCGCAGGGGACUGAUGAAACCAUUGUCAUGCGUACCAGCGAGCAGGAUAUCUACCUCUCUCGGGAUCAUGGCAAGACCUGGAACCCGAUCCUUGAAGGGGAGCCUAUCACCUCUAUCGUCCCAAAUCCUCACUACUAUGAUGCAGUGUAUUUUCUUACUGGGUCGAAGACAGUGCAUUAUACCAUUGACCGUGGAGAUCGGUUUGAUCGGUUUUCGGCACCGGAAAGGCCCAGCAACUUGAGGCUGCCGACCUUGAGAUUCCAUCCAGAUUACAAGAACUGGCUGCUCUGGUCCGGUUCGGUUGGAAAGGAUGACCACACCAAUAUCUUUUACUCCAAAGAUCGAGGUGACAACUGGCAGACUCUGGUUCGCUACGCAAGAAAGUGCGAAUUUAUCGCCCGCGAAGGUCGGGCCAACGCCGAUCAACUCAUCUACUGUGAGCAGUAUGAAGACGAAAACCCCGAAAAGAACCUCAUGCUGUUGUCGAGCGAGAAUUUCUUUGCUGACUCGACGGUCCACUUCCCUGACAUCUUGGACUUUGCAACCAUGUCCGAGUUUAUCAUUGUCGCGGCAAAGACGGAAGAUAGGCAAGGGCUGAAGGUGGACGCAAGCGUGGAUGGUCGGACUUUUGCACCCGCGGAGUUUCCCAAAAACUUCCAGGUUGCUCACCAACAAGCCUACACUGUGCUAGACAGCUCGACCCAUGCCGUCUUUCUCCACGUCACUGUCAACGCGGCUCCAGAUCGUGAAUACGGAGCCAUUAUCAAAUCCAAUAGCAACGGAACUUCGUAUGUUUUUACUUUGGAUGCCGUGAACCGAGACCAUGAGGGAUUCGUCGACUUUGAGAAAAUGCAAGGACUCGAAGGUGUUGCAAUGGUCAAUGUCGUUUCUAACAUCAAAGAGGUAAACGACGGGGAGAAGAAGAAGCUCAAGUCAAUGAUUACCCACAAUGACGGUGCCGAGUGGGCACUGCUGCCUCCGCCCAAGAACGACGCGCUGGGCCACGACUACAAAUGUGUCAAGGAAGCUAACAAGGCGACGGAGAAGUGCUCCCUCCAUAUUCACAGCUACACUGAGCGCGCGGACAAGUCGGCUACGUUCUCCAGCCCCAGCGCGGUGGGCCUCAUGCUUGCAGUCGGCAAUGUGGGCGAAUAUCUUGCUCGUAAGGACGACGAGAGCACCGACACGUUUAUCACCCGUGACGCUGGCAUUACAUGGUCGUCGGUCAAGAAGGGCAGCUAUAUGUGGGAAUAUGGCGACCAGGGCAGUAUUAUUGUCAUUGUCAAGGAGUCGCAACCGACAAAGAGUCUGUUCUAUACUCUCGACGAGGGCCAGAGCUGGAUCGAGUAUGAAUUCUCGCCCAAAAUCGAGAUGCAAAUCGACGCAAUCACCACGCUCCCAUCCGACAACUCUCUCAACUUUUUACUCUGGGGUCGUGAAAUCGGGUCCGGUGCGCGACGAGGAAUCUUUACAGUCAACGUUGAUUUCAGUGGCCUCCUACAACGGCAGCGCCAGUGUGACUUGGACGAGAAGAAUCCCGUCAACGACGAUUACUUCCUGUGGGAACCCAAACAUCCCAUGCAAGAUGACAAUUGUCUCUUCGGACAUGUGGCACAAUACCAUCGCAAACGGCCUGAAGCCGAUUGCUACAAUGGCAAGCAAAUCGACCAUCUGCACAACAUUGCGCGCAACUGCAGCUGCACGCGGCAAGACUUUGAAUGCGAUUACAAUUACCAAAUGCAAGCGGAUGGAUCGUGUGAGCUCGUUCCGGGACUCCAGCCUGCCGACCACGAACAGAAUUGUCGCGACAAUCCUGAUCAAGUGGAAUUCUGGUAUCCGACGGGGUACAGGCGGAUUCCAUUGACGACAUGUCAGGGUGGACUGGAACUCGACAAGAUCGAAAGUAAGCCGUGUACGGGGAAAGAGAAAGAGUACCGCAAGAAACAUGGCGUCAGUGGCGCUGCCCUCUUUUUCGCUAUUGUCAUUCCCCUCUGUGCCGCUGGAGGUGUGGGCUAUUGGGUCUACACCAAAUACAAGGCUGGGUUCGGAAGUUUCGGUCAGAUCAGGCUCGGCGAGAGUAUGGGAUCGAGUAGCCCCUCUGGCGAAUCCCCCUGGAUCGCCGUCCCUGUGGCUAUUGUCGCUGGGAUCGUCGCCGUCGCAAAGGCUACUCCUUUGUUGGUUAUGAGUCUCUGGAGAAGUGCAAAGGGGUAUAUGCCCCUGCGAUCGGGCGGAGGCAGCGGCACUACAGGAGGCUUAGGUCGGUUCGGUCUUGGAAGGGGUCCCAACGCCGCCGGGUACGGUGCCCCGUACCGCUCGAGAGAUGCCUUUGCCAGACGCGGUCAGGAUUAUUCCCAGGUCGUCGAGGAUGACGAGUUACUUGGGGACGGGCUCGAUGUGGAUGAAGAAGAAGAGGUCUGA
Exophiala dermatitidis NIH/UT8656 is the source of this 4551-nucleotide messenger RNA. RefSeq lists its product as uncharacterized. The coding region runs from base 1 to 4551 and encodes 1516 amino acids. NCBI's taxonomy places the organism in Eukaryota, Fungi, Ascomycota, Eurotiomycetes, Chaetothyriales, Herpotrichiellaceae. The record is from RefSeq and is a predicted model, not a curated record. The transcript has a single exon. Gene Ontology annotation, biological process: protein targeting to vacuole; Golgi to vacuole transport; Golgi to endosome transport. Gene Ontology annotation, molecular function: protein binding. Gene Ontology annotation, cellular component: Golgi apparatus; membrane.